Molecule: messenger RNA, 1816 nt
Organism: Dermochelys coriacea (leatherback sea turtle)
Lineage: Eukaryota; Metazoa; Chordata; Testudines; Dermochelyidae
Gene: NIF3L1
Product: NGG1 interacting factor 3 like 1
Exons: 7
Coding region: 140-1282 (380 amino acids)
Cellular component (GO): mitochondrion; cytoplasm
Source: RefSeq, a predicted model, not a curated record
CGCUCACCUGCUUCCCGCGCUCGGAGCAGGCCCCGCCGGCCGGGCGGAAGGGGCCGCUUUGCAGACGGACCAGGCCCCGCGCGGGGCGGGGGGCGCUUUUCCGUGAGGCGCCGCCAGCCCCGGCCGGGCCGAGGUAGAUAUGUGCAUGCUGCUCUCCUGUGUGCACCUGAUUCGCCGACCUCUCCAGUGCAUCCAGCCUUUGCUUGUCUUGCCUUCACGCUCCUUCAUGGAUCUAAAAGCUCUAGUUUCCUCCUUGAAUGACUUUGCUUCACUCUCUCUGGCUGAAAGCUGGGACAAUGUAGGACUACUGGUAGAACCGAGCCCACCCCAUACUGUGAGCACACUCUUCCUAACUAAUGACCUUACAGAGGAAGUAAUGCAGGAGGCAUUGCAGAGGAAGGCAGAUCUUAUCCUCUCUUACCACCCACCCAUAUUCCGAGCACUCAAGCGCAUUACAUGGAAAACCUGGAAAGAGCGUCUUGUGAUCCAGGCUUUGGAACACAGAGUUGGCAUUUACUCUCCACACACAGCAUAUGAUGCCAUACCUCAUGGAGUCAAUAACUGGCUAGCCAAAGGACUUGGUGCCUGUACCUCUGUCCCACUACACCCAUCAAUGGCUCCCAACUACCCAACUGAGGGCACUCACCGGGUGGAAUUCAGUGUGGACCAUACUGAGCACCUGGAGACAAUCCUAUCUAACAUGCAAGGGAUCCCAGAGAUUUCAUCUCUGAUUACUCUCCCUGCCAGGGCUAAAGGUGAGGAGCAGACACGAGUCAGUUUGAACUGCACCCAGAAGGCGCUGCUGGAGGUGGUGGCAUUAUUGUCACGGAACAGCCUUCUUUAUCACAAGACUGAAAUAAUGUUAUUACAGAAGCCUCUGCUUCCACAUACUGGAACGGGACGCCUGUGCACGCUGAGUGAGCCAGUCUCCCUGUCAGCCUUGACCGAACGAAUCAAAAGCCACCUAAGGCUGCCUUGCAUACGCCUGGCCCUGGGAACGGGGAAGACAUUAGAAACCAAAGUGAAGGUGGCUGCUCUGUGUGCUGGCUCUGGGAGCAGUGUCCUGCAGGGUGUGGAAGCCGACCUCUAUCUCACUGGAGAGAUGUCCCACCAUGAAGUACUGGAUGCUGUUGCCAAAGGGAUAAGUGUGAUUCUGUGUGAGCACAGUAACACUGAGCGAGGCUUUCUGUCAGAGUUGCAAGAUAUGCUGGCUAAACACUUAGAGAAUAAGAUCACUAUCAUUGUGUCAGAGAGAGACAGAGACCCUCUUCAGGUGAUAUAGAAGAAAGCAAGGGUCAUAGCAUGGAGUCCAGAGUGUCCCCCAUACUGCCUUAAUGCAAAUGCAAACUUGAUUAAGAUGCUCUGAACUAGUGCAGUCCAGAAUAACUAUAUAAUACAUUCCCCAAAGUGUAGGAGAGGUAAAAUCUCUAUCAGGUAAAAAACGUUAAUUUUGGACUGACACACUAUUUCCUAAAGAUUAUUUCUUGCUGCAGUCAGUAGGGAUGGGAUCAUAAGAAUGUAACUGAGUAAUCAAGCAAGAACAAUAUAGAUUGAUGACAUCAAGCCUAUGUAUCUUUGUUUCAUAGCACCCCCCCAGUACUAGAAUAUGUCCCUAAUUAUCAGUACAAGUGACUUACAUUUUAGGGAGUGGAACUCCUGUUAAUAUUUCAUUAACUAUUUAUAGAUCAUUGAUUCUGAAUACUAAUGCACAGCAAACUGUAUAAAAAAUGUGGAACAAGAUUGUGGCAUUUGGUACAAAUAUGUGUUUAUUGGUGUUGCAUUAAAGUUCUUCCAUCACAAGAAUUGGGAAAUUUCA